Messenger RNA from Capsella rubella, 1280 nucleotides. Its product is annotated as probable protein phosphatase 2C 58. Lineage: Eukaryota; Viridiplantae; Streptophyta; Magnoliopsida; Brassicales; Brassicaceae. Gene Ontology annotation, molecular function: protein serine/threonine phosphatase activity. The transcript is spliced from 5 exons. The record is from RefSeq and is a predicted model, not a curated record. Bases 243 to 1094 code for a protein of 283 amino acids. Gene Ontology annotation, biological process: protein dephosphorylation. Gene Ontology annotation, cellular component: nucleus; cytosol.
AAAAGGGAAGAAGAAAAGUCGUGGGAGAGAACGCGUCCGCAUUGGAGGACGCAGCCGGGAUAAUAAUGUUAACAGUCACCGAGCAGUUCAUAUUUCCUUUACAUCAAAGUCAAAAUCAUUCAUAAAACCCGAAUCUUCUUCCUUCUUUCUCUCUAUCUCCAUUCGUGUUUGCAUCAUUCAUUCAUCACAUAUCCCACACAAACACACAGAUACAAAGGAAUCGUCUCAAGGCUUUCUCAGAAAUGGCUGGCAGUAAUAUUCUCCAUAAGAUGAAGUUAAAGGCUGGGUUCUGUGGAUCCGCUCCUGAUAUGGGAAGAGGCAAAAGCAAGAUGUGGAAGAACAUCACACAUGGUUUUCACUGUGUGAAAGGCAAGUCUAGCCAUCCUAUGGAGGAUUAUGUAGUCUCCGAAUUCAAGAAACUUGAAGGUCAUGAAUUGGGUUUGUUUGCCAUCUUUGAUGGUCACUUGGGGCAUGAUGUGGCCAAAUACUUGCAAACUAAUCUCUUUGACAACAUUCUAAAAGAGAAGGAUUUUUGGACUGACACGGAGAAUGCUAUAAGGAAUGCAUACAGAUCGACAGAUGCCGUGAUAUUGCAGCAAUCCCUUAAGCUUGGUAAAGGCGGAUCAACGGCUGUAACGGGAAUUCUAAUUGAUGGUCAAAAGCUAGUUGUUGCUAAUGUUGGAGAUUCAAGAGCAGUGAUGUCUAAGAAUGGUGUUGCGCAUCAGCUCUCAGUCGAUCAUGAACCAAGCAAGGAGAAAAAAGAAAUAGAGAAACGAGGUGGCUUUGUAUCAAAUAUUCCAGGGGAUGUUCCACGAGUGGAUGGACAGUUAGCGGUUGCGAGAGCGUUUGGAGAUAAGAGCUUGAAGAUACAUCUGAGCUCAGAACCAGACAUAACACACCAGGCAAUUGAUGAUCACACUGAAUUCAUCCUUUUUGCCAGUGAUGGUAUUUGGAAGGUAUUAUCGAACCAAGAAGCAGUUGAUGCGAUCAAGAGUAUCAAAGACCCGCAUGCAGCCGCAAAGCAUUUGAUAGAGGAAGCCAUAUCUAAGAAGAGCAAAGAUGACAUCUCCUGUAUCGUUGUAAAGUUGCACUAGUCUCUUUCAAAGUGUUUUUUUUUUUAGUUGUCUAUAAAUUACCGUCAAGUUCAUAAGAUAGAGAUAUAUAUGCUCAAGCUGUGUCUAUAAAAAAAAAAACCCAGUAAUGUGGUUUCCCAGAAGAUGUAAUAUAUUAUGUAAGCAUGAUUUUCUUCACAAAUGAAUGAAAAAUAAGAAAUCGCGACA